UACAUCCAAUACGUCUCAAAAAUUCCAUAAAAAUUAAAAAGUGUUUAACUAAAAAUUUAAUUGAAAAAUCUCAUUAAAAAAAAUUAACUUAAUUUAUAAAUAAAAAAUGAUUUUAAAAAAAUGUAUAUUAAUUGUAUUCCUAAUACAAACAACAAGUGUUUUUGUGAUACACAGUAAAGCCGCUGAAGGCAUAAGACAUUUGCCAGAAAAAGACACAAUCUGGGAAGAAUAUGAUGAAUUUUCGGAUAAAUUAAAUAAUGCGCCCACAUGGUCGGCUAUUUUCGAGCAGGAAAAUUUCAACAUGACCAUGACACAAAAACGCACUAUGGAAUUAACAAUAACAUUUAUAGAUCCCGCCUGGGGUCCGGAAUUUGAAUUUCAUGUUAUACAAAAAGAUAAGGAAUUGAUUACAUUGUCUGAUAACAUUAUAACAGCCAAAGAUAUUAAAGCUGGCCAGUCAUCGUGGAAAGGCAAUUUUACAAUUGAAGCUUUAUUUUUGGGUCGCUCACAAAUCCAUGUUGAAUUGCGCUUACCUCAUAGGGCCACGGAGCGAGCGUUGGAAUAUGCUGAUGUUAUUAUUAUGCGUAAUAUUGGCAAGCUGGAUUUGCUGUUUAAUGUAUGCGUUGGCAUAUUUGUCAUGUUGUUGUAUAUAAAUUUUGGAGCUGUAUUGGAAUUGGAUGCCUUAAAGGCCAUACUUAUAAGACCUAUAGGGCCGGUCAUUGGUUUUAUAGGACAAUUUUUAGUUAUGCCAAUUUUAAGUUUCCUAAUUGGUUACUUUUUGUUUCGUGACAUGAUCGAAUUGAGAUUGGGUCUAUUUUUUACUGGCUCCACACCUGGCGGUGGUGCUUCUAAUAUAUUUACCGUUAUUUUGAAUGGCAAUUUGAAUUUAUCUAUUACCAUGACGGCCAUUAGUAAUUUGGCUGCUUUUGGCAUGAUGCCCAUAUGGAUAUUUACUUUGGGCGCUUUAAUAUUUCGCGAUGGCAAUUUGGUGGUGCCAUAUACGACUAUUGCGGCCAUGUCAUUUUCAUUGGUGGUACCUUUGUGUAUUGGCAUUGCAUUGCAGAAAUAUGUUCCAUCGGUGGCUAAAAAAAUGGCGAAAAUUUUAAAACCUCUGUCAUUGGGCUUUAUAGUGUUUAUAACGGCAUUUGCGUUUACCGUUAAUUCGUAUAUGUUUAAAUUGUUUUCGUGGAAGAUAAUUAUCGCCAGUAGUGCCCUGCCCUGGAUUGGAUAUUUAAUUGGUGGGGCUAUGGCUUUAUUGUGUCGUCAAUCGCCGCGUGAUGCCUUAACCAUAGCCAUUGAGACUGGUAUACAAAAUACCGGCAUUGCCAUAUUUAUGUUAAAUUUUUCAUUGCCUCAACCCCAAGCAGACAUAACUAGUGCUGUUCCAGUGGCCAAUUCAAUGAUGACACCAUUGCCCUUAUUGCUGCUGUAUAUAUUAAAGAAAAUCUUUUGUCGCACCAGCAUUGAAGAGACUGAAGAGCCGGGUGUAAUAGCAACUAAAUAUACCGAGGCUAAAGCUAUAGUAGAAAAGGGCCAGCAAAUAAAGGAGAAAACCCCAGUUAACAAAACGUGAUUUAAUGUAAAUUUAAGAAAUAUUUUUUUCUAAUUAUGUAUGUAGUUGUUUAAUAUUUUAUACGUUUUUUUUUUACUUUAACAAAACAAUUUAAGGAAAAAUAUUUUAUUUUAAAAAUAAAAUUGUAAUAAUUUAGUUUAAGACUGUAAACAAUUGAAAAUAAAUUAUAGCAGACAUGGUA
This is a messenger RNA of Calliphora vicina (urban bluebottle blowfly), 1754 nucleotides long. Its product is annotated as hepatic sodium/bile acid cotransporter-like. NCBI's taxonomy places the organism in Eukaryota, Metazoa, Arthropoda, Insecta, Diptera, Calliphoridae. Gene Ontology annotation, cellular component: membrane. The transcript is spliced from 2 exons. The coding region runs from base 107 to 1573 and encodes 488 amino acids. The record is from RefSeq and is a predicted model, not a curated record.